UUAUAAAGAACCAGCUGAAUUGGCUUCCCUUUCGUUCGAUGUUCGGGCUGAGUUUCGUAAUGAAAAAAAAAUUUCUGUUGCAGGGUAUCAAGUGCCUCAGCCUAUUCAUACAUUUAGCCAAUUAAAAAGUAUUGUUGAACAAAGGUUACUUCAGAAUAUUCUUCUGGAAAAACAUUAUGAACCGACACCUAUUCAAGCACAAUUGAUCCCUAUUGUUUUGUCUGGUUAUGAUGUCGUAGCUAUCGCGGAAACGGGUGCGGGUAAAACGGAAGGAUAUUUAAUUCCGACAAUCCAGCAUGUCUGUAAAGUGUUAGACAGUUGGUCUCUGGUGAAAAUGAAACCUAAAGAGGGUCCCAUUUCAUUGAUAUUGUCACCUACUAGAGAACUUGCAAUGCAAACUUUUAAAAUAGCGAAGCGAUUGUGUAUGUCACUUAAUUUACGGGUUUCAUGUUUUUCUGGAGGCUACGAUAAAACACAACAAGUUAAAGAAAUUCGAGCGGGUUGUGAAAUAUGUGUGGGAACACCAGGGAGGAUUAUUGAUUUGUGCACGCUUCACGGUUCGGUUCAAAUGUCUCUGCAAAGUGUUACGUUGUUCAUUUUGGAUGAAGCGGAUCGUAUGUUGAAUUUGGAUUUCAACGAACCGAUUCUUUCAAUUCAUCAAGCAUUAAGACCCGAUAGACAGAUGGUUUUUGUCUCAGCAUCGUUUCCAGCUGAAUUGGAAAAAUUGAUGUUAAGAUUGGUACCGAAACCUCCAAUGAGGGUAACAGUGGGAAACAAAGGAAAAGUUACUGAGAGUGUCGCGGAACUCGUUAAAGUUUUUCGAACAGCUUCAGAGAAAUUACAGUGGAUACAAACGUUUUCGUUACAACAUGCUAAGAGCAAUUAUUGUACUCUAGUAUUUUGCAAAUCACGACAGGGAGCAAUGGAGUUAUGCGAAGAAUUGGGAAAAAUACAAGAUAAAGAAUUUGUACAACUUACAAAAGAUGGGAGCCAAACGGGAGCAUUCAAAAGAAUUAUGUGCCGUUAUCUUCAUGGUGACAUGUCGCAAGAAGAAAGAGAAACCGUGAUGCAUAAUUUUCGAGAAAAAAAAUUUUCUUUUUUGAUCUCAACAGAUAUUGCUUCACGAGGUUUAAAUCUUCCAUUUUGUGACACAGUUGUUAAUUUCGAUACAGCAAAAGAUUGGGAAACAUAUCUGCAUCGUGUAGGAAGAGCGGUUAUUCAAGAAAAAAGGGAUGUUAAAGGAAAAGCUUACUCACUUUUAGUUCAUGGAAAUACGUUGGAUCAAUGGAUGGCUGGAAUGCUUGUUGAAAGUUUAAAACAAAAAGAAGUGGACCCGCCGCGUGUUCUUUUUGAAUUCGCAAUGACUCAUGAAGCAUUUCGCGCUGCGCAACUCUGCGGAAAAUCUUUUUUCCAAACUUCAGCAGGAAACAAAAAGGGUAAAAAUAAGACGUCGCAAAACUGCUCCAUGAUUGGAAUCGGAUACACGUCAAAUAACACAAGUGUGAAAAAAGCCUCAGCGAAUGCUCCCCGUUUUGUUCGUGAAACAUCCAGUUUAACGUUACAGGUCGCUCAGCCUUUGAAACGUCGAUGGGACACAGAAGAAGAUGUUUUAAAACAAGGAUGUGUAGGUGACAUCUGUAGAGGGUAUACAAUGAGGACAACGGAGAACAGUGUGAAUGAAGAGUGUGUACCAAGUUUUACCGGAAAGCGUUUGAAAAUUUUUAGUGCGACCGAUGACAUUUCCUCGUCAGAUGAUGAGAAACCAACGCCACAACAAACACCAAUAAGUGACAUAGUGAACCACCCAAAAGAGCAAAAGUUUAGUAUCAGUGGUAAAAAUGUUCAAGAAACUCUAAGAAAAGUGUCACGCUGGGAAUAGCGCCAACUUUUUUGUUUCCAUUAAUGAAAAUACAAGUCAUAAAAAACUAUCAUUUUUGUUUUGAAUUAAACAUACGCAUUGAUGUUUAAUGAAAGAGGCAAUUAAGGAAACUUUUAUUCUAGUAGUAUCUGUAAAUCAGUAAAAUAGUCUCGCGUCACUGAGGUGAAUUAAAGGUGAGCAUGUGGUGGUGAUCGUACUUUUU
Molecule: messenger RNA, 2081 nt
Organism: Hylaeus volcanicus
Lineage: Eukaryota; Metazoa; Arthropoda; Insecta; Hymenoptera; Colletidae
Exons: 10
Coding region: 335-1879 (514 amino acids)
Molecular function (GO): ATP binding; RNA binding; RNA helicase activity
Source: RefSeq, a predicted model, not a curated record